AUCAGAAACAUUCCAUCCAAGUUUUCUUCGCUCUCGUAUUCGGUUCCACUCGAUACCAACGAUACGGCAAGAAUUUCUACCCCUGGGCAUUUUACUGGAGAAAUGGAUUCAGAUCGCUACAAAGAUGUUGGCGAUUCCCAUGUCGCGUGCUUUGUUCCACAGCUUUAUGCGGCUGAGCUCCUUGCAAAAGCUGGUUACCGUCUUUGCAUUGUCAGCGACUUUGCAGUCAGAGUAUAUGGCCUGGACAAUAUGAUUGCGGCUGAUCUCGUUUUUGCUAUCUGUGAUGAUCAGAUCUCGGAUGCUGCCACGUAUCUUCUCUCCCAUGACUUCAAGAAAGUGCCAUUUGAACGUCGUGGCACAGAGACUGUUGAGGACGAUGCCAGUAUACGCAUCAAACACAGUACAUUGGGGACUAAUGUUGGCAUAAUACUAUCUCUGGCGAGUGUUUGGCAUCUUGAUCUCGGAACCGCGCAUUACCAAGCCUCGAUAACCAUGCUUCCUUCAACAUCAUGUCCAUUUCCUCGAUUUUCGGUUUUUCUAAACUCUAUGAUAGAGACUCUUGUCGACCAAAUUGUGACCGCUCGUGCGCAGCCACGCUACCUUGAACAUUACCAUAUGCAAUGGAUCUACUCGGGGAUGAUCGUAUUAUGUCCUGAGGACCUACGAGAGCGUCUACCACCUGAAAAUCAGUUCUUCAUCAAAUACUUUUACAAAAUGCUAUCUCAUUCUGAUCGAGCAGACAUUUGCCGUUUGAGACAAGCUGUACAGGAUGGCGAAAUGGACGUCGCAACUGCCACGGAUAGCUUACCCCAGAAACCCUUCAGGAUUGCCGAGCUCAAGUCGAAGCUGCCACGACCAAGCUAUUGGUUACCUCCUACCCCGCGAUGGCCAACCCCAGUGUUGAUAUCACCGCGCGAGUGUUGGUAA
Molecule: messenger RNA, 927 nt
Organism: Histoplasma capsulatum G186AR
Lineage: Eukaryota; Fungi; Ascomycota; Eurotiomycetes; Onygenales; Ajellomycetaceae
Exons: 2
Coding region: 103-927 (274 amino acids)
Source: RefSeq, a predicted model, not a curated record